UCGUUGAAGGCCAACGUAUCGGUAAUCGGAUUCCCCUCGACGUAUAGACCGGUGAUCGAUGUGAACUGGCAGUGUUGUGCUGCGUUAACAAGCAAGCACUCAGCAAGGCUCAGGCUGGUGGUGGUGGUGGCGCUGGUGAUCGGCUAGUGAAGUUUGUGAUAACGACUGGUACGUCGUACGCGCCUGGCCCGAGUUGUACCAGUAGCCCGGGUAACGGCAUGAGUAGGACACGCUGCGGCGACGUGAUUUUCGUGAUCCUGUGGAUAGGAUGCAUUGCCGGUGGUGGACUGUCGGUCACGGAAGCACGCGCUGUACCGCACCAUCGCCAACGAGGAGCAGGCAUUCGACGGCUACAAAACGUUACGCUCGACUCCAGGAACAGCAACUUGACGAGCGGCUUGACCGCGGGAGAGCUAGUGCUUGAAGGAUGCCAGGUGAACCACUUCGGUGAGGAGUUGUUUCAACUACUAGGGAGCCGUACCGGGUGUCUUAGCCUGCGCGGUGGCCGCAUUCCACGGAUUACCUAUGCCUCUCCAUCGUUGGAUACACUCGUGGUGGACGAGACGGGACUGCAGGAGUUCGAGGUGAACAGCUCUUACCCUGUGGCCAGCUUGCGCAUUCUGAUUAUCACACGAAAUCCCCUGGAACAACUUAGUCCCGGGUUGGCACGGUUCAGUGGAUUGCAUCGUUUAGAUCUCUCCCGGAAUCAGCUCACGUUUGUCGAGCUCGAACUGUUCAACGGAAUGAACCGGCUCCGUGAUCUGGAUCUGUCGGUCAAUCGAAUCGUUUGGCUCGGCACCGUACCACCGACCACCGUGCGCUUGUUGAGCAUUCGCAACCUGUGGGUGAGCUACAAUCGUUUGCAGUGGUUCGACGAUUUCCCGGACGCCUUUCCGGCGCUGGAUACGGUGCGGUUGCUUGGCAACCAGUGGACCUGCGGUUGGGUCGACCGUGCACGGCUUGAUAUUAUGCGCCGGGGGAUCACGGUGUUUGGAGCUGAUUACGAUUGUCCGGGUGAACGGCAGGGUGGACUUUGCUGUUAUGAGGGUGACGAUGACGUCACCGAGGAUGAUGCUGCGUCGUCGGUGGUUGCGCCAGCGCAUCGGACUAACCAGAGCGAUGGCGUCGUUGGUGUGCGCUACGGAAAGGUGGAAGUGUUUCUGUGAUUCACGAUCCACGUACUGGGCCGACAGUUUGAACAUCGGGAAUGUCAAUAAACUUGGCAGCAGUUUUUGUAAAAUGCACAUUCUUUUGUAAUUCUUCGAAUAAAAUGGUUUGUCAUAAAGAUUUUCACAAUAAAACAAUUCGAC
Anopheles aquasalis is the source of this 1310-nucleotide messenger RNA. RefSeq lists its product as uncharacterized. Gene Ontology annotation, cellular component: plasma membrane. Gene Ontology annotation, molecular function: protein binding. The record is from RefSeq and is a predicted model, not a curated record. NCBI's taxonomy places the organism in Eukaryota, Metazoa, Arthropoda, Insecta, Diptera, Culicidae.